Phoenix dactylifera (date palm) is the source of this 3673-nucleotide messenger RNA. RefSeq lists its product as uncharacterized. Gene Ontology annotation, molecular function: ATP binding; protein binding; protein kinase activity. Lineage: Eukaryota; Viridiplantae; Streptophyta; Magnoliopsida; Arecales; Arecaceae. Gene Ontology annotation, biological process: protein phosphorylation. The record is from RefSeq and is a predicted model, not a curated record.
AUUCUCAAAACCCCAGCCCCCAGGGCGAUAAGCACUGAACAACUUCCCAUGCAUGCCCUGAAAGCUCCAGCGCAAUUGGCAAAUUCAAUUCCCUCCCACCAUCCAAAGCAGCAAACCCAAGAAUGCUUCUCUAUUAAACACCCAGGAGCUGGAAAAAACCAAAUAAUUUUUCUACUACAAAACCCCCCUCCCUCUCCCCCCGAAACAGCCAAAAGCCUGUAACCAAAUCCCACCCACCUCCAUGCUUACCACCACCCCCCUCCUCUUCCUCCUUCUCCUCCAUACCUCCCUUGCUCUUAACCAAGAAGGCCUCCUCCUACUCCGAGCCAAGCGAGGCCUCGACGACCCCCUCAACUCCCUCUCCGACUGGGACCCACGUGACCCCACCCCAUGCAACUGGACCGGCGUCUCCUGCCGCCCCUCCUCCGGCGGCGGCACCGCCACCGUCUCCGCCGUAUCUCUCCCCUCCCUCGGCCUCUCCGGCCCCUUUCCCUCCCCUCUCUGCCACCUCCCUAACCUCUCCUUCCUCUCCCUCGCCUCCAACUCCCUCAACUCUUCCCUCCCCUCCUCCUCCCUCCUCCCCUGCCCCUCCCUCUCCCACCUCGACCUAUCCCAAAACCUCCUUGUCGGCCCUCUCCCAACCUCCCUCCCCCUCCUGCCUUUCCUCUCCUAUCUCGACCUCUCCGGCAACAACUUCUCCGGCGAUAUCCCCCUGUCCUUCGCCACCUUUCCUCGGCUCCAAACUCUCUCCCUCGUCGCCAACCUCCUCUCCGGUCCCCUCCCCCACUUCCUCUCCAACCUCUCCUCCCUCCAAGUACUCAACCUCUCCUACAAUCCCUUCUCCCCCUCCCCGCUCCCCCCCUCCUUCGCCGAACUCGCCAGCCUACGCGUCCUCUGGCUCGCCGGUUGCAACCUUGUCGGCCGCAUCCCCCCCGCCAUCGGCCGCCUCGCGAAUCUCAUCGACCUCGACCUCUCCUCCAAUUCCCUCGAUGGUCCGAUCCCCGCCUCCCUCGCCGGACUCUCCUCCGCUGUCCAGAUCGAGCUCUACUCCAACUCGCUCUCCGGUCCCAUCCCCGCCGGUCUAUCUAACCUCACCAACCUUCGGUUCUUCGAUGCCUCCAUGAACCAGCUCUCCGGCCCCAUCCCCGACGACAUCUUCCUCGCUCCCAAGCUCGAAAAUCUUAACCUUUACGAGAAUAACCUCACAGGACCGAUUCCUUCCACCAUUUCCCGCUGCCGGAAUCUUGGUGAUAUCCGGCUGUUCUCGAACCGGCUCUCGGGGCCUCUUCCUGCGGAUUUUGGCAAGAAUUUUCCGCUUGUUUUUAUCGACAUUUCGGAUAAUUCCUUUUCCGGGGAGAUUCCGGCCGGAAUUUGCGCACAGGGGAAACUGGAAGAGCUUUUGUUGCUGGAUAAUUUGUUCUCCGGGAGUAUUCCGGAUCCCCUUGGCCGUUGCCGGAUGCUGACGCGAGUCCGGCUUAAGAACAACCGGCUGUCUGGCGAGGUACCCAAUGCAUUCUGGGGGCUGCCCCAUGUUUAUUUUCUCGAGCUUGCCGGAAACUUUCUAUCAGGUGGGAUUUCUCCGGCGAUCUCUGGUGCCAGCAAUCUCUCCCAGCUUCUGAUAUCUGACAACCAGUUCAGCGGCCCCAUUCCAGUGGAGAUUGGAGCUCUGUCAAAUCUGUAUGCAUUCUCGGCCGCCAACAACCGGCUGACAGGGCCACUCCCGGCGUCUCUUGGGAGCUUGGCACAGCUGGGGGAGCUUGAUCUUCACAACAAUUCACUCUCCGGCGAGCUUCCCACAGGAAUUCAGUCGUGGAGGAAGCUCAGCCAGCUGAACCUCGCCGACAAUGACUUCACCGGAGAGAUCUCGCCGGAGCUCGGGGAUCUGCCGGUACUCACCUACCUCGACCUUUCUCGCAAUGUUCUCACUGGAGGGAUUCCGACACAGCUGCAGAACCUUAAACUCAACCAAUUCAACCUCUCAAAUAACCAUCUUUCCGGAGCCAUCCCUCCCCUGUUCGCGAGCAACACCUAUAUAAACAGCUUCUUGGGGAAUCCGGGCCUGUGCAAGGCCUUGACUAAGCUCUGCCCAAGCCCUCAUGGUGCCACCGAUAGGCACCAUGGUUUCGUUUGGUUACUUCGUGCAAUCUUCAUACUCUCCUCCGUUAUCUUUGUUGCCGGGGUGGCAUGGUUCUACCGGAAGUAUAGGGAUCACAAGAAGGCAGCGCUUGGAAUGGACAAAUCCAAAUGGACCUUAACAUCAUUCCACAAACUGGGUUUCAGCGAGUAUGAGAUCUUGGAUUGUCUCGAUGAAGACAAUGUGAUCGCGAGCGGAGCUUCUGGGAAGGUGUACAAGGCAGUGCUUAGCAAUGGGGAGAUUGUCGCCGUGAAGAAGCUCUGGGGUAUGUCGAAGAAAGAGAAUGACGACAUGGAUCAAAGUGCGGACGAUGGCUUUGAAGCGGAGGUCACAACGUUGGGGAAAAUCAGGCACAAGAACAUCGUAAAGUUGUGGUGCUGCUGCAACCAUAAGGACUGCAAACUUCUAGUUUAUGAGUACAUGCCAAAUGGGAGUUUGGGAGACUUGCUUCAUAGCAACAAGGGGGGUCUGUUGGAUUGGCCAAUUAGGUAUAAGAUUGCAUUAGAUUCGGCUGAGGGACUCUCAUACCUGCACCAUGACUGCAUGCCGCCGAUCGUCCACAGAGAUGUUAAAUCAAACAAUAUAUUGUUGGAUGGGGAGUUUGGUGCAAAGGUGGCGGAUUUCGGGCUCGCAAGGACCAUUGGAAAGGGAUCGAAAUCCAUGUCUGCCAUUGCUGGCUCGUGCGGAUACAUUGCCCCAGAAUAUGCAUACACUCUCCGGGUGAAUGAGAAGAGCGACAUAUACAGCUUUGGCGUGGUGAUUCUUGAGCUAGUUACUGGGAAGCUCCCUGUAGAUCCUGAGUUUGGAGACAAGGACCUAGUGAAGUGGGUCUGCACCACGAUGGAGCAAAAAGGGGUCGACCAUGUAAUUGACCCCAAGCUCAAUAUCUGCUUUAAAGAUGAGAUGUGCAAGGUCCUCAACAUUGGUCUCCUUUGCACCAGCUACCUCCCAAUCAACCGCCCAUCGAUGAGGCGCGUUGUAAAAAUGCUGCUUGAGGUGAGGCCUGAGGAGAAGACCAGGCACAAACCUGAGAUGAAGGAUGGGAAGCUGUCUCCGUGUUACUACUACGAAGGCAACUCUGAUCAGGGUAGCAUUGUCUAGAUGGUCGAUAAUGUUGGUUGGAGAGAUGAAUGGGGAGCUCUCUUCUUUCCUUCCUUCCUUGAUCCGUAUUUAAGAAGGUUUGAUCCAUGGCAUUUUGGUGGAAAAUUUUGAAGCAGGCAUACUGUGCUGGCUUCUAUUGGAAAUGAUUUUGUCAUUCCAGCACUAUGUGUCUAUGUCUGAGGAAGAGGUAGAAGAUAAGGCAUCUUGCUGAUACUGUUCGAGUCUUUUUUUUUCUUUCUUUCUAUUUGUAAUAUAUGCUUAUUUCUCCCUCAGAACAGGUUGCUAUCAGGACGAAGACAAGGAAUUCUGUCACUAGUAGACAAUGGAAAUGUGUGGCGAUCCACCUUUUGUAUGUCUCAUUUGGGUGCCUUGAAACGAGGCAAAGCUGUGUUCUCUGCAUUCACCACCACACUGGAAAAGUAUAGUACAUUUGUCUUA